Molecule: messenger RNA, 2115 nt
Organism: Scleropages formosus (Asian bonytongue)
Lineage: Eukaryota; Metazoa; Chordata; Actinopteri; Osteoglossiformes; Osteoglossidae
Gene: nmi
Product: N-myc (and STAT) interactor
Exons: 10
Coding region: 308-1438 (376 amino acids)
Cellular component (GO): cytoplasm
Source: RefSeq, a predicted model, not a curated record
GUGUUACCACAGUCAGUCUGUUUCACUUUAUUCUGCUCUUUUCUUUGGAACAUACAUAUGAAAAUAGGGGAGAAGCUGUUUGUUCAGCCGUCCGUUCGUCUCAUUCCCUCUUGACUCCGGCUCUGUUUCGGACUCGCUGCGCCCGUGCAGCUUCACAUCACCUUCACUUUCAUUUUUGCCGUGUGACUUAGAAGAAAUCGGUCACAGAAGAGUGGCGAGGAGACCUUUGCCCGGUGAACAACUGAAAUCCAAACGAUCUGCGUUCAGAAGUCCCAGUGAAGUGCAAGAGACUGGAGCAACAGUGAGGAUGACGUCCACUGAAGAUUCACUUUACAAUGGCAGCUUGUGCUCUGGAGAACAGGAGAAGAUCGAGGCCCUGCAGGAACUGGCCAAGCUGAAGGACAUGGUUGAGGAGGCAGAGAAAGAGAAAAGCAAACUUCUCCUGGAAAAACUGGAUGCUGAAGAAAAAAAAAAGAAAUUCCAAAAAGAGACACUGGACCUCUUGUCAUUGCAGGAGAAGAAGGCCAAAGAGUUUCAGAAGAGGAACAUGGAAAUUGAGGAAAGCAUUGCAGACCUCGAGAGGUCCAACAACAUGCUGAAGGAGCAGCUGAAGGAAUACGAGGAAAUGCUGACAAGCAAAAAAGCAGAAUAUGCGUCACUUCAGCAGAAAUUCAAGAUCAAGGCCAGUGUCCCUGAGAAGAAGGUUAAGUUUGUACGUGUGAAGGAGGAGACUGAGGAGGAGGACUAUGGGACCAUUGAGUGCAAGUUCACCAUCACCUGUAGACCUUCUCUCCCCCUGAAGGCUGGCCAUGCCCUCAUCACGUUCGAGGAGGAGGCUGUGGCAGAAAAAAUUCUCAUGCUGCCCAAAUGUUCCGUCCCAUGUGAGGGGACCAAGAUGGACGUGAAGCCGCUUCGCGUGUUUCUGGAACCCUCUGUGAAAUUCGAGGUCCACAUCAGUGUGUCUAAGAAGAAGAUCCGCUUCUCCAAUGCACCACCUGUUCUAGCUGAGGAGCGCAUGAGGGACCGGCUGGAGCUGAGCUUCUCAAAGCCCAGCUGUGAUGGCGGGGAAGUGGAGCAGCUGGAGUACGACCCUCAGACGGGCACCGGCCAAGUCACCUUCCUCAACACAGGAGUUGCUGAAGGUUUAAGUCUCAAGAAGAAAUAUCCUAUAGAUGUUGGCAAAAGUCUGAGCGUGAAUCUUCAUCCAUAUUUUGAAUACCAGCUCAAACAGUUUCAGACCUUCUCCGGGGUCUCCAAGCGCACCGUGCUCCUGAGCGGCAUCAAAGACGUCCUCGACCAAGAAGACCUCCAAGAUCACCUGGAGAUCUACUUCCAGAAGCCCAGCAACUAUGGGGGCGAGGUGGAGACCAUCAAGUACGUCUCCAAAGGCGCAGCGGUGGCCUACUUCAACGACGAUGUUCCUAAAAUGGAGAUAUGAACCGGGGGACGUCCUACAUUGACUGUCCUUCGUCCCUGAACCCAGUGGGACCCAGUCUGUCUAGUUUCCCUCCAAGAGUUCUUUCUGGAUAAUAUUUAACUGACUUUGAGAGCGGGUUGCUGUGCUAUAAUCAGGUUUAUCUUUAGGAAUUUGCUCAGUAUGAGAGGUGUAAAGGGCAAUAUUGAAGUGCCUCCAUCAAUUAUCAUUGACCGCUGGUCCAGUAGGGUCAUCACGGUCCAGAGUCUCGUGGUCUUAAAACGGUGAUUCUUUAAUAUUGUUAUGGACAAUUACAAACAAAAUUAAUACAACAUAUUUAGUUUGUGUGCAGUUUUGGGGACAAAUCCAGCAAAAACGUUUAAACAUUCAGAGGUAGCUUAUUAAUGCUCUCGAACGUGUUUCUUGUGUCUUUUCAGCAACUACGUGGUUUUAUGGUCCGAAUAAAUUCUCCCUCCUUUCCUCGGACUUUACAAAUAUAUCGGUCACGCGGCGGUGUGUCGCUUUUUUCUCUAUUAGCUUGUUAAAGACCCUGUGGCAAACUAUUAAUAAAGUGCAGUAUCACUCAAAUUGUCUGCAUGUUGCCUCUGUCGCGACUGAAAACCUGCUUUUUCAUAUUAUUAACUCAUUUGAAGAAAGUUACUUCACACUAGACUAGUUCAACUGUGGGUUACGCGGUUACG